AUGCCCAAUUUCAACCCCUACACCGCCGAUACGCCCAGCACCGAAUCCUCAAGCGACAGCUUCGACACCUCCGAGGACGAACAACAAUAUGCUCCCGCACAAAUUCGGAAGUCGCGGUCUCGCCAGCUGAUAAACUCGCCGCGUCGACCCUCCAGCUCAGCAUUUGCCUAUCCCGUGCCCAAACCCAUCUCGGCGUGUCUGGUCGACCCGUUCUACACGCUCCCGAUCGAGGUGGACACGACGACGAACAAGCUCCUCCAUUUCUACAGCCAAGACAGCUACUGGGCGACGGCGUACGCGUUGUCCCCGAAGAUCAAGCCCUCGAUUAAAGGCUCGUGGGAGUACCAGGCCGGGGCAUGCCUCUCGCACUUCCACAUCUUGAUGGCGCGGUCGGCGCUGCAUCAGCUGCGCAUGAAUGAGAAGUGGGGCGGCGAGAAAGCGAGGCGCGAGCUCGAGUAUGCGGCGUUGAAGCACCAGACCGAGGCGAUCACGCUUCUGCGCGAGAACGUGUCGCGGGGCCAGAAUGCCGAUUUGAAAUUGAUCCUCACGAGUAUCAUUUCGCUGGCGACGUUUGAACAACGGUACGGAGACCGCGAACGGGCGGUGCUCCAUUUCCGGACCGGCCGGGAUAUCAUUCGCCAGAUCGGCAUGCAAGAUAACGGGUUGAACGAUCGGCUGAGGGAGGAACAGGCACUCUGGUUCGAAGGCAUCUAUCGCGAUCCGGAGGCGAGCUGGAUGUGGGGAAAAGAAGACGCGAAUGAGCGGUUAGGAUGGUUGAAGACGCUGCUGGGAGAGGUCGAUCGCAUGUGGAGGGAUCGCCAGCUGUUGCCAUUACGGGACAAAGCGCAGAGCCGCGUGCCGGCCGACAGCAGAUUACGCGAGUUCAUGUUCAGAGAAACCACAGGCCGCAGCGUGAGCGUGUAUGGCGACAUUGACGAGUUUGUGGCCCAGCAGCGGUGUAUUUUGGUCUUCGUCUGCAUCAUGUGCGCGAUAUACGAAGAGCUGGGCGACAGCAGCGGCGGCCUCAAGACGGUCUCGAAAGCCAUGGCCUUGAACGUGGCAAUCCGCGCGUAUGCGGCCUUCCUCGAGGAUCUGCUGGUCGAGCAUGCUUUGGGCCCCGACCAGGCCGUCGCGGAUCUGCUCUGGAUGAUGUGUCAGAAUUAUCGCGAUGUGAAGGUUCACCUUGUGGCUGCUGGGCCGGCGGUGCCCAAGGGAGCGCUGCAGCGACUGGAUCUCAAGGACUGCCAUUGGCGAGCGAGUGGCAUUGCCAAUGUGGUCAAAUACCUGCCGGAGAAAAGGCAGUCAAGUCUUCGCAACAUGUUGUUGGAUUUCAUUGAUGGCAAGCCCUAUACCGGCAAGGUGCGGGUCAAUGAGUUUGAAUUCAGUUAUGCUGGCUUGUGA
Messenger RNA from Cladophialophora carrionii CBS 160.54, 1401 nucleotides. RefSeq lists its product as uncharacterized. The transcript has a single exon. NCBI's taxonomy places the organism in Eukaryota, Fungi, Ascomycota, Eurotiomycetes, Chaetothyriales, Herpotrichiellaceae. The record is from RefSeq and is a predicted model, not a curated record. Bases 1 to 1401 code for a protein of 466 amino acids.